CGAUUUUUCGUGUGGAGUCAUUUUUAUGCAGGACAUGCCCUGGCACGCUCAGCCUCACACUGAACUCAAGCACACUCAAAAGGACAGAGACCGCAUGGUCACUGAUUGACUCACUGUGAUCAGUGACUCCUCAGUUUUCAGUACUGUUGGUUAACAGAUGCUCUUAGAUAACCGAUGACCGUCAAAUACUGCCACUGUGAGGGGCCGGACACGUGACCCCGUCAGGAUUUACCCCAACCUUCAUUCGCUGCUGAUAAAAUGAUACGGGUUACCAUGUUAAAGGUCACAUAAUACACACUUUGGUUCUUUUCCAUCACUGGUCUUAACUGAUAAUUAUGCAUAUUCCUCUCAGCCCAUAUUCCACAGUUUUAGGGCAUUUUCAAUGUAAUGCUCGGUUUUUGAUUUUCACUAUACGGACUCUGUUUUCCACACGGUCACACGCGUCUAAAUCUGUCAAAGCUGAAUGUUGCCUACGCAGAAUGAUGAGUCAUUCAUGCUAUCGUGUUCUCUGAUGAUUUGCUCAGUUUUAAGCUAAUGAAUGGUUCUGUAGUGUAGCUAUACGGUUGUUAGCACAUGAUAGGAAAUGUCAGGAUAAAAGGCAAGUUGACAUAGGAUUCUAAAAAUGUACUUGGAACUCUUGUGUAGAUAACAAUGUGUUCAUGUAAUAGAUUUGUUUUGGUUUUUUUGUAAGCUGCAGGAAUGUUUGGCAUGGAUUUAGCUCUCUGGAUUUAGGGUUGUUAACCCUUCGACAGCACUGUGUUCAGGAAUAUAUUGGCUGUGAACGCGCGCCGUGGGCUGUUAUUAAAUGGGCGGGCUCGCAGGCGCGGUCACGUUUCCCAGACGCUCGCGUGGUUUUGGACUGUCACAUAAAAGCGCGCCCCAGCGGCAGACCGGCAGAACUCGUUCGGUGUUCCCUCUGAAACCGGAUUGUACUGGAUUGACUGCGGAGACCGACAACAGAACCGGAGAGGAGGAACACCACAGGUCCCGACGCACAGAGAUCAUGGCCUCCCACUCAUCCAACAUGUCCUCCGACAAGCGCUUCCUAAUCUUCUUUGACUUCGAUGAGACCAUCGUGGAUGAGACCAGCGAUGAUAUGGUGGUUCAGGCCGCCCCGGGUAAACACCUCCCCGAUUGGCUGAAGGACACCUACAAUCCUGGACGCUACAACGAGUACAUGCAGCGUGUCCUGGCCUACCUCGCAGAGCAAGGUGUCACUGAGAGUGACAUGCGAGGGAUAAUGGAGAAGUUACCUGCCACCCCCGGCAUGCUCAACCUCUUCCAGUUCCUCCGCACCCGUCCUCCACAGGACUUUGAGGUUGUGCUGGUCUCUGACGCCAACGCCUUCUUCAUCGAGUCGUGGCUGAGGCGCGUCGGCGCCCGCCAGCUUUUUCACCGUAUCUUCACCAACCCAGCUACCUUCAACAGGGACGGACGUCUGGUGCUCAAGCCCUUCCACUCUCACGACUGCCAGCGGUGCCCGGUCAACAUGUGCAAGCAGGUGGUGGUCAAAGACUAUGUGGCCCGUAGGACGCAGGAGCGUGGCCGACCAUACCAGAGGGUUUUCUACGUGGGUGAUGGAGCUAACGACUUCUGUCCAGCCCUUGCUCUCGGGCCCCGGGACGUGGCCUUCCCUCGCAGGGACUUCCCUAUGCACCGGUUGAUCACGGAGACCCAUGAAGCCAUGCCUGGGGAGUUCAAGGCAGUCACGGUGCCUUGGGUUAGUGCAGAUGAAGUGGUGCAGCGACUGAGGAAGCUGAUAGCUGAGUAAAAAAAAUGGUCAACUAUAAAUAAGAGUCAGGGUGAGCGGCUAUUAAAGGUCAUAUCUACAGAUUGUCAUGUCAGCAAUGUUAGAUCAGGAAAACGUACCAAUAAACUAAACCUUAUUUCAUAGACGAAACACAUUUUAGCUAAUUUCUUUAAUCAAAUCAAUGGGGUAAAGAAAGUGAGAAAGAGAGAAUACAGGCAGAAGGCAGUGUGGCUUCAGAUGAAGACAACAGCUCACAUUUUUUAAUGUUUGUUUGUUUGUUUCUUUUUUUCGGUGGUUUGUUUUUAGGUGAACUUCCUUUGGUCAUCAGGUUCUUCUGUGUCUGUCUCAACUAGACUGUCCUUUGUCAGAAAAAACAUUGAAAAAUGCAAUAAAAAAUGAAAAUAA
Cynoglossus semilaevis (tongue sole) is the source of this 2155-nucleotide messenger RNA. RefSeq names its product phosphoethanolamine/phosphocholine phosphatase 1 (gene phospho1). The transcript has 3 exons. Gene Ontology annotation, molecular function: phosphatase activity. The coding region runs from base 806 to 1771 and encodes 321 amino acids. The record is from RefSeq and is a predicted model, not a curated record. NCBI's taxonomy places the organism in Eukaryota, Metazoa, Chordata, Actinopteri, Pleuronectiformes, Cynoglossidae.